Messenger RNA from Anisakis simplex (herring worm), 279 nucleotides. The record is from the annotation of a GenBank genome assembly. NCBI's taxonomy places the organism in Eukaryota, Metazoa, Nematoda, Chromadorea, Rhabditida, Anisakidae.
AUGUUUUCAAAAUGUUUCCCGGACCAGUCGCAUGGAGUAAACUGCGUUUGGAAUAAUUGCCUAGGGAUUCAAGACUAUUCAUCGUUUGGUUGGUUGGCUGUGGUUCUACCGCUUUUUAGUCCAAGGAAACAAGGCUAUUCAUCGUUUGGUUGGUUGGCUGUGGUUCUACCGCUUUUUAGUCCAAGGAAACAAGGCUAUUCAUCGUUUGGUUGGUUGGCUGUGGUUCUACCGCUUUUUGGUCCAAUCGGCGCCGUCACCGGAUCGUUUAUCACUAUCUAG